Messenger RNA from Leptonychotes weddellii (Weddell seal), 976 nucleotides. The record is from RefSeq and is a predicted model, not a curated record. Lineage: Eukaryota; Metazoa; Chordata; Mammalia; Carnivora; Phocidae.
GGAGGGCGGGUCAGCGCGCCGGCGCAGUGCGGUGGUCACUGGCUGCUGUGGUACGUUCCUUACGUCACUUAGCGUUGGCCCGAGAGAAGGAAAGAUGGUGCUGGAUCUGGAUUUGUUUCGGGUAGAUAAAGGAGGGGACCCAGCCCUCAUCCGAGAGACGCAGGAGAAGCGCUUCAAGGACCCGGGACUAGUAGAUCAGCUGGUGAAGGCAGACGGCGAGUGGCGACGAUGCAGAUUUCGGGCAGACAACUUGAACAAGCUGAAGAACCUGUGCAGCAAGACAAUUGGAGAGAAAAUGAAGAAAAAAGAGCCAGUGGGAGAUGAGUCCGUUCCGGAGGAUGUCUUAAAUCUCGAUGACCUCACUGCAGACAAUUUAGCUAGCCUGAAGGUCUCACAAAUCAAAAAAGUCCGACUCCUCAUCGAUGAGGCCAUCCUAAAGUGUGAUGCCGAGAGGAUAAAGCUGGAAGCAGAGCGGUUUGAGAACCUCCGAGAGAUCGGGAACCUUCUGCAUCCCUCCGUGCCCAUCAGCAAUGAUGAGGAUGCCGAUAACAAAGUAGAGAGGAUCUGGGGCGAUUGUACAGUCAGGAAGAAGUACUCUCACGUGGACCUGGUAGUGAUGGUAGAUGGCUUUGAGGGCGAAAAGGGGGCCGUGGUGGCUGGAAGUCGAGGUUACUUCCUGAAGGGUGUCCUGGUGUUCCUGGAACAGGCACUCAUCCAGUAUGCCCUUCGCACCUUGGGGAGUCGGGGCUACACCCCCAUUUAUACCCCCUUUUUCAUGAGGAAGGAGGUCAUGCAGGAAGUGGCACAGCUCAGCCAGUUUGAUGAAGAACUUUAUAAGGUGAGUAGCCUGGGGCAACAUGGCAGAAUGACUUCGUUACAGAGUUUAACCUCAAAGAUACAGAGCUGUGUUGUCCAGGAGAACCUCCUGCAGUGUGGAGAUACUCUGUAUCAUGGCUGUUGAGCACUUAAAAUGUAG